Messenger RNA from Aedes aegypti (yellow fever mosquito), 1127 nucleotides. RefSeq lists its product as uncharacterized. NCBI's taxonomy places the organism in Eukaryota, Metazoa, Arthropoda, Insecta, Diptera, Culicidae. The record is from RefSeq and is a predicted model, not a curated record. The transcript is spliced from 4 exons. Bases 277 to 969 code for a protein of 230 amino acids.
UCAGACUUUUGCGCAUAUCUAUCAACAUUCAUCAUAUCUCUCAAGAAAAUAUUGCCGGAUUUAAACAUAGAAAAUGCUGACCAACAGAGUCCUUAGGAAUUGCAUACCAUGGCCAUGGUGUGCAGUUAUAUUUCGAACUCGUUUUAGCGUAAGGCUAAACCAGCUUUGCAUCGGUGCGGACAUACGAGCGAGGUUGACCGUUACCAUCAUUUUGCUUUCGGCCGCUGAAGACGACACAUUUAUUUGCAUUCAUUGAAGUGUGUUAUCCAAUGCGUGAUGGAGAAGGCUUAUUUCCUGUUAUCAGUGGCAUCUCUUGCAACAGUGCUGCUUAUUAUCCCUUAUAUUCGAGCCGUCGACCUACCUGCAGAAAUAUGGGAACCUAAAUCAGCUGAGGAGUUGCGCAAUUUUAUUCAGACCAGUUUGUCGAGAGCGAAAGGCGAUUCCGAAGACAUCAAUGCGCUUUCUAAACAAUUACUUAGUCCAAAUCCGCUAGCAACAGUCUCUGGAUAUUUCAAAAACGGAUGUCAGUGUUCAAAUGGACUAUGCAGUUGUUGCACAGGGGUGUUCAGUCUACGUGGGUGCAUGAAUCUUACGUACAUACCGGAGGAAUUUGCUUUCGAUUUUCGAAUGCUGGUCAACAAUCGUGUUCUGUAUAGAAACAGAGUCAGCGGAAAGAAUCCACGACCCGUGUGUGUGAAUCCACCAAGGUUCGACUAUGUGGAAGUUUGCGCAAGGUUUUACGAUCUAUAUUUUGUUGGGAGAAACGUACAUGUAUGCUUGGAAAUGAACGGAAGCUUUGAAGGAUAUGAACUGUUUUCGAGAGAAUUGAACUGUCUGCGAAUGGGAGACAAAGGCGUGAAAAUACUCAAGCCGGGUGAAGCGUCUGGUUUGAAUAAACCGCCAGGACUUGAUGCAGAUAUCGAUGCUGGUACGGGAGAUAUCGAUGAUUACGAUGAACAUGUAGUAUAACAGUAAAUUGGAUAACUGAGCUGAUGGUUUAUGGGACGUCCAUUAAGUACGCCACGCAAAAAUUGUUGUUUUUGAACCCCUCCUCCUCUCUCUGUAUAACACUUUGUAUACGAAAACAGCUAUUUAUCAAGACCCAGCUGAGGGUCGUGCGUUCGAAU